Molecule: messenger RNA, 338 nt
Organism: Merops nubicus (carmine bee-eater)
Lineage: Eukaryota; Metazoa; Chordata; Aves; Coraciiformes; Meropidae
Product: CLK4-associating serine/arginine rich protein-like
Exons: 3
Source: RefSeq, a predicted model, not a curated record
AGGGUGGUGAGCCCCAAAAGCUGCCUGUGCUCCGUUCCAGCUCUCCUGAGCAGGAGUCUGACGAGAGGAAGUGUAACUAUGAGCGGUACCGGGGCCUGGUGCAGAACGACUUCGCUGGCAUCUCAGAGGAGCAGUGUCUCUACCAGAUCUACAUCGACGAGCUCUACGGGGGACUCCAGAAGCCCAACGACGACGAGAAAAAGAAGCUGGCAGAGAAGAAGGCCUCGAUCGGCUACACGUACGAGGACAGCACCGUGGCCGAGCUCGAGAACUCCCUGGAGAAGCGAGGGGGGGAGGAGGAGGACUCUGAGGAAGACAGCAACACGGAUGAAGAUGAA